AUGAGCGGAUCUAUGAAGAUUGCCACUUAUCUACUUAAAGAACAUCAUAUAGAUGUAAAUUACAUAAAUGACAAAGAAGAAACGGCGAUGAAUUUGGCAGCAAGAACAAGUAGUUAUUGGUUUAUUAAUUUUCUUUUGGAAAAUGGUGCUGAUCCGAAUUUAUCUGAUGAAUAUUCUCCUUUGUCUGAAGCAGCAGGAUGCGGAAAUAUCCAUGAAGCAAGGAUAUUACUUAAACAUGGAGCAGAUAUCAAUAAAAAAGACAAUAAUCGUGGAGAAACUCCUUUCCAACAUGCAGUAUCUCGCGCGGAAAUUCCAUUGUUGGAAAUGAUGAUGGAAUUUAAUCCUGACUUGGAAACAACAGAUUUUAAUGGAAAUACUCCUUUGAUUAAAUCAAUAAAAGAUUCGUAUUUCAAGAGAGGUGAUGUUGUUUCGUAUCUUGUUGAUAAAGGGUGCAAUGUAAAUGCAAAGAAUAAAGAAGGAAAAACUCCUUUGCAUUUUACUUGCCAAUAUGAAAUGUAUGAUUCUACAAUGUUGUUGUUUAAUAAAGGUGCAGAUCCAAAUGCUCAGGAUAAUGAAUUAAAUACUCCUGUUCAUAUUGCUAUAAUGAACAAACAAAGUAAAGCUGCUGCUUUUCUUGUUAAACAUGGCGGAAAUCCUAAUUUGCCAAAUGCUAAAGGUGAAACACCAAUGAGUUUGGCAAAGUCAAUGAAGUUCCCCAACCUUCAUAAAUUCUUCCUUCAAUACGGAGGAAAAGAUGAAUAA
Messenger RNA from Trichomonas vaginalis G3, 762 nucleotides. Its product is annotated as spectrin binding. Bases 1 to 762 code for a protein of 253 amino acids. The transcript has a single exon. Gene Ontology annotation, molecular function: protein binding. The record is from RefSeq and is a predicted model, not a curated record. Lineage: Eukaryota; Parabasalia; Trichomonadida; Trichomonadidae.